Messenger RNA from Malaclemys terrapin pileata, 2146 nucleotides. RefSeq names its product PAF1 homolog, Paf1/RNA polymerase II complex component (gene PAF1). Gene Ontology annotation, cellular component: Cdc73/Paf1 complex. The coding region runs from base 182 to 1777 and encodes 531 amino acids. Gene Ontology annotation, biological process: transcription elongation by RNA polymerase II. Gene Ontology annotation, molecular function: chromatin binding; RNA polymerase II complex binding. Lineage: Eukaryota; Metazoa; Chordata; Testudines; Emydidae. The transcript is spliced from 14 exons. The record is from RefSeq and is a predicted model, not a curated record.
UCCGGAGCGAAGUCUCUGCCCGCCCGGGGUCCCGCCGCCUCGCCUGCCCGCAUCAUCGAGCUCCUCCUCCCGGAGCCGCUCCGCGGGGCGCGGCCGCGUUUCCCGUCAGGCGGGCCUCGGCCACCCUCGCCGCCCGCAGGCCCCGCGGCGGGGCAGCAGCGAUCGCAGCCGCGGUCCCGCCAUGGCCCCGACCAUCCAGACCCAGGCGCAGCGGGAGGAGCCGGGGCACAGGCCCAACGCUCACCGGACCCUGCCUGAGAGAUCGGGCGUGGUGUGUCGGGUGAAAUACUGCAACAGUCUCCCGGAUAUUCCCUUCGACCCCAAAUUCAUUACAUACCCCUUCGACCAGAACAGGUUUGUGCAGUACAAAGCCACCUCUCUGGAGAAGCAGCACAAACACGACCUCCUCACCGAGCCGGACCUGGGCGUGACCAUCGACCUCAUCAACCCCGAUACGUACCGCAUCGACCCUAAUGUUCUCCUGGAUCCGGCCGACGAGAAGCUGCUGGAGGAGGAAAUCCAGGCUCCCACCAGCUCGAAGAGAUCCCAGCAGCAUGCCAAAGUGGUACCAUGGAUGAGGAAGACGGAAUACAUCUCCACCGAAUUCAACCGCUACGGCGUGUCCAACGAGAAGCCAGAGGUCAAGAUCGGCGUGUCCGUCAAGCAGCAGUUCACGGAGGAGGAGAUCUACAAAGACCGGGACAGCCAGAUCGCUGCCAUCGAGAAGACUUUCGAGGACGCCCAGAAAUCGAUCUCCCAGCAUUACAGCAAACCUCGCGUCACCCCCAUGGAAGUGAUGCCCGUGUUCCCGGACUUCAAGAUGUGGAUCAACCCCUGCGCCCAGGUCAUCUUUGAUUCGGACCCAGCCCCCAAGGACACCAGCGGGGCUGCGGCCCUCGAGAUGAUGUCUCAGGCGAUGAUCAGGGGGAUGAUGGACGAAGAGGGGAACCAGUUUGUGGCCUAUUUCCUGCCCGUGGAGGACACGCUGCGGAAACGCAAGCGGGACCAGGAGGAGGAGAUGGACUAUGCGCCCGAAGACAUCUACGACUACAAGAUCGCCCGGGAGUACAACUGGAACGUGAAGAACAAAGCCAGCAAGGGCUACGAGGAGAAUUAUUUCUUCAUCUUCCGCGAGGGUGACGGGGUCUACUACAACGAGCUGGAGACCCGGGUGCGGCUGAGCAAACGCAGGGCCAAGGCGGGCGUGCAGUCGGGCACCAACGCCGUGCUGGUGGUGAAGCACCGGGACAUGAACGAGAAGGAACUGGAGGCUCAGGAGGCUCGCAAGGCGCAGCUGGAGAAUCACGAGCCGGAGGAGGAAGAGGAGGAGGAGAUGGACAAGGAGGCCCAGGGCUCAGACGAGGAGCCGGAGAAGGGCAGCGAGAGCGAGCCGGAGGCCAGCGAGGAGGAGGAGGAGGAGGAGGAGGAAGGGCGCUCGGGCAGCGAGAGCGAGCCGGAAGCCAGCGGGCGCAGCGCCAGCGAGGGCUCGCCGGAGGCCAGCGAGGAGGACGAGCGGGCGGCCCGUGACAAGGAGGAGAUCUUCGGCAGCGACGACGAGGACUCGGAGGGCGAGGGGGGCGGGGGGCGGCGCAGCCCCGGGGAGGAGGAGAGCGGCAGCGAGGGGGGGGGCCGGCGGCGCCGGGCCAGCCGCAGCCGCAGCCCCUUCCUCAGCGGCAGCGAGGGCUCCAAUGCCGAGGAGGACGACGAGGACGAGCGCAGCGGGAGCGGCAGCGAGGCCGCCUCGGACUCCAGCGAGGAGGGGAGCGAAAGCGACUGAGUGGGCUCUGCUGGGGGGGGGCAGCCUCUUGCCCCCCGGCCGCCUGGGCCAGAUCCACCCACCCCCUUGGGGGACCAUCCCUCCACCUUGCUGCCAGCAGGAGGAUGUGGGCCUGAUGUGGGGGGGCUCACUUGUGCCGGGAGUUGCUAGAAUCCCCCCCAACUUGGGAGGAAGUGGCUCUGCCUGGCACCCCUAUGCUUGGUCAAGGACCCGCUGGGCGUGCCCCUCCCGACCCAGGGGCUCCCCUCUGGCGUCCCCCUCAGACACUGGGGUGUUUUUAUUCUUACUGCUGUUUGUUUUGCCCCUUGUACAUACCAGCCUGUACCAGAACCCCCUCUCCGGCCUCAAUAAAAGGGUCUCUUCCUAAAA